ACGCCUCUUCACUCCGUUAGGGUUUGCAAAAGCUCACAAUUUUGAAGAUACUUUCUUGUUUUCCUAUUUCUCUCCAAUUCGUUGAAGAAGAAGAAAAUGAAGGUUGUCGCUGCCUACUUGCUUGCCUGUUUGGGUGGGAAUGCCAACCCAUCAGCCGACGAUGUCAAAUCCAUCUUCAACUCAGUUGGUGUCGAAGCUGAUGAUGACAUGAUUGAGCUGUUCAUGUCGCAAGUUAGUGGCAAGGAUAUUACUGAGCUUAUUGCUGCUGGUCGGGAAAAGUUAGCCUCUGUUCCUGCUGGUGGCGGUGCUGCUGUUGCUGUUUCUGGUGCUGCUGCCGGUGCCGGAGCUGCUCCAGCUGCUGCUGAGUCCAAGAAAGAGGAGAAAGUAGAAGAGAAAGAGGAAUCAGAUGAUGACAUGGGAUUCAGUCUAUUUGACUGAUUGUUUAAGAAGCACACCUUUUAUGGAGUCGAAAUUUUCUGGAUUCAGAAUUUUGCUGUUAUUUCUAUCUGUUUACCCAGAAUCGUAGUUAGGGUUUGAUAUUAGUUGAGACGGUGGACAUUUUUGUUAAACACACAGAACUAAAGAAGUUGAAUUUCUCUACUUUUUGGAUCCUGUAAUGUAAGUUUCUGUUACUGGUGACUUUUUUUGAUAGCUUCUGUCGUUCUCUUAAUCUAGUUUUUGCAAUUGCCAUCCUUAA
Molecule: messenger RNA, 697 nt
Organism: Amaranthus tricolor (Joseph's coat)
Lineage: Eukaryota; Viridiplantae; Streptophyta; Magnoliopsida; Caryophyllales; Amaranthaceae
Product: 60S acidic ribosomal protein P2A-like
Exons: 3
Coding region: 97-438 (113 amino acids)
Biological process (GO): cytoplasmic translational elongation
Cellular component (GO): ribosome; cytosolic large ribosomal subunit
Molecular function (GO): structural constituent of ribosome
Source: RefSeq, a predicted model, not a curated record